Molecule: messenger RNA, 1320 nt
Organism: Camellia sinensis
Lineage: Eukaryota; Viridiplantae; Streptophyta; Magnoliopsida; Ericales; Theaceae
Source: RefSeq, a predicted model, not a curated record
AUGGUGACUGAAUUGCACUUUACAAUUUCAUUAUUAUCAGAGAAAUUGCAGAAUCUGCUAGUGCUUGCCAAGGGAAGAUUUUUAAUCUUUCCUGGACUCAGAAACAGCUUGCGUGUUGCCAUCAACGAACUCAAAUUGAUUUUGAGCUUCCUUGAAGUCGAAGCAAAGAAUAAUACCAGUAGUGGCAAUUCGUUACAAGCUCGUAUUCUUCCUACUGUUUACUUUGCAGAACACAUCACCGAUGUUUUCCUCCUAAAUGCAAACAUAACAAGAAGAAGAUUAGAUAGGGUUAGUGCAGCUUGUCAAAUUAUUCUUCAAAAAGCCAUUAAUGAUUGGUUAGAAGCAUGUCGCGCUCAAGAUCUCACAACCAAUACUACACUUGAAUUUGAUAAUCACACAUUUAGUCGAGCAAUUGCAGGGUACCGACCUGAUAAUGACGUAUUUGUUGGACGCGAAGAUGCUGAAAAAGAGAUCGUAGCACGAUCGAUCGACGACAACGAGAAAAGCCUCCGCGUGAUUUCACUAGUCGGCAAAGAAGCAAUCGGAAAGACAACUCUGGCAAGAAAAGUUUACAACAGACUAGACAUUCGGCAGCAUUUCCAGUGCCGUGCUUGGCUCCAUGUUCCGAAAGAAUUUUCAUACAAAGAUGUAUUGCUUGUCAUACUCCGACAGACUCCAAAUUUAUUGAAAGACAUAGAGCUAAUGAAGGAGAACGAACUCUCAAUCUUCCUUUUCAAGAUUUUAAUGGGGCUCAGGUUUCUAAUAGUCUUGGAUGAUAUCUGCACCAAUGAUGACUGGCUCAAAUUUGUGCGUCCCUUUGCAGACGCCGCGAAUGGUAGCAGAGUCAUAAUCACUACUCGUGACUCUAAGGUCGCGUCGGAGGUAGAUCCGUGGAGUCAUCCUCUGAAUCUGAUGCAGUUAACAGAAGAGGAUACUUGGGCAUUGUUCUUGAACAGAGCGGUACCAGAAAAUGGUUCACAGAAUAAUUUAAACAAUGUCAAGGCCGAAAUUCUGAGUUUAUGUCGCGGUUUGCCUAUGGCAAUUGUCUUGUUGGGAGGCUUGUUGUCGACUGUGGAAUUAAGCGAGUGGUCAACAGUCAUUGAUCAUCUCCGUGCUCAAGAUCAUCAUCAUUUCUUAAAAUGUCUUGUUGAUUUGAGCUAUGAAAAAUUACCAUCUAGAUUGAAGCUUUGUUUUCUUUAUUUGGUUAUGUUUCCUAAAUCGUAUGAGAUUUCAACGCGGAGGUUAUUGCAGUUGUGGUUUGCUGUGGGGUUGUUCAAACAUCGAAUGAACCAAGCAUCGACUCUCAAGAUAUGGCCAUGA